UGAUCAUCCACCAACCAUGAGAGACGCUUCAACUGAUCUACUUCAGAAACCGGUGAUUUAUCUUGAGAAGCUGGAGAAACUUCCUGCCGUUAAACAUAUUCACCAUUUCGAAAGCACAAAGGGCUCAGAUGAAUGGAACAGGCUGAUGAAGCUUGCAGAGGAGAACUGCACCAGUCAAACCGUCCUGAAGUGGCUGAGAGAAAACUCCUUCGCCAAACUGGUAGACAUGUUUAAAUUCUUUAAAAAACACAUAGAUGAGGAGGAGAAGAAGAACCACAGCAACACUGUGGACAUCACCUUUUUAUCUCAUGGAUGUAUCAGAGACUUCAUGAUCCCAGCCAGCUGCCUGCUGCCUCUGGCCUCCAUCAGGGACGUGGUUCUCUACGCUCCCUGGAACUGUGUCUCUGGGGGUGCAGAGAUAACAUACGCUAUCGCUACAGGAAAACUGAAGCCUCAGCAUAGAGUUUUCUACUGCACCAAGAAGGAUGGAUGUCCAGUUCCUGAUGAAAAACAUCGACCCAUUAAACUACCGGACCGCUGGAACUCAAUGAGGCAGGCUGGAGACCAGAUGAUCCCAAACAUCUCAGUUAGUCCUCUACGACCAGACGAUAAAAUCUGGAAAAGCUUUGAGUCUCUCACUAAAAAAUAUGGUCCUAUUGGAAGAAACCGGAUCAUCAUCCCCUUCAUCCUCCCAGGAGAAGAAUCAGACAGUGUCCCGUUCUCUGUGGUCACCUUGGCCCUGUCUCUGGUUCUGCUGCAGCCCAGGUUCAGAGCCACCGUCCACCUGGACGCCUGUCUGACUGACCUCUCUACUGGACAGAAGUUUGACAGAGAAUAUCUGGAGAAGCAGUACGCCUACGCUGCUGAUGGCACUGGAAUGAAAUGUUCUAACAUCUUCAGUUUCUUAAAUAGAAUCAUUCAGUGGAUUCAAGAAAAGACAAAACCUUUUUUUCAGGUUAUCAGGCGCUUCCUGAAAUAUCUCUCUUUUUCAAUAUUUAAUUAAUUCGAAAAUAUCUGGACACAAUGAAGCAGACAAGUAGAUUAUUUACUUUUACAAGUGUUUUGAAGAAACAGAUAGAAACAGAGAAAGUUCUAGCAGUAAAAUAAAAGAACCAGCUAUGAACCGUCACAUAUGUUUGUAGCUUCAUGAUGGUGAAGACGCUAAAGGAGAAGAGAAGGACCAACGGUAUCAAAAGCAAUUCUGAGAUUAAGGUGAAAAAGGACAGGUUUGAUGUUUUUAAGUCGUUUAUCACUCUAAUAUGUUUGUGUGAUGUGGGUUAGUUUCUAAACUGGAUUAACGAGAAUCAUAUGGAACAGGUUUCGGAUUAAAUACAUAUGGAGUUGACUAUGUUCAACUGUUCCUAAUUAAAGCUUUUUACUAACAUUUUCAGCUUAAAUCUGACUGUUUUCUAACUUUCAUAAAUCCUCAAUAAUUCACAUCAUCGCAUUUCCUGUAUCAACUUUUCCGUAAGGUAGGAAAAGGCUGUGUCUGGAUCCUAAAUAUGAAGAAAACAUUUUGAAGAACAGACAGUUUCCACCUCCGGUGUUCACAAUUUUAGGAUAAUAGCUGCACACAAAAAAACAACACUCCUGGAUUGAACUUUCAAGGUUCCACUGUCCUUAAAUAAUUAACUUUUUCACAUGAUUUAUCAAUCAAAACCUGAUAUCCCAUUAAACUUAUGUUAUUGUUAAUUCAGGGGGACUAGAUCUGUGUGCUGUGCGAGUGGCCGGUGUUGGGAUUUCUUCACGAUUGAGUGUCUGUUCACAAGUGUUUGGGGUGAUUUAUUUGGAUUUAUUCAUUUGUUUUAAAUACCAGUUCUCCAUAUUUGGACUGCCCCCCACCCCUCCCUCGCUGGUAAGCCUCAGUACUGUUCACUUCCCUUCUCAUUGUGUUCCUGAAAUUUUAAUUGUCUUUUAAAAUCAUGGAACAAUAAAGUGCUUUUUUGUGCAAUAAAGUCUUGUACUCAUUGGUGACAAACCUUAAGUG
Molecule: messenger RNA, 1987 nt
Organism: Poecilia latipinna (sailfin molly)
Lineage: Eukaryota; Metazoa; Chordata; Actinopteri; Cyprinodontiformes; Poeciliidae
Exons: 2
Coding region: 17-1003 (328 amino acids)
Source: RefSeq, a predicted model, not a curated record